Messenger RNA from Dendronephthya gigantea, 1419 nucleotides. RefSeq names its product latrophilin-like protein LAT-2. The record is from RefSeq and is a predicted model, not a curated record. Gene Ontology annotation, biological process: cell surface receptor signaling pathway; adenylate cyclase-activating G protein-coupled receptor signaling pathway. The transcript has 8 exons. Bases 1 to 1419 code for a protein of 472 amino acids. Gene Ontology annotation, cellular component: membrane. Lineage: Eukaryota; Metazoa; Cnidaria; Anthozoa; Malacalcyonacea; Nephtheidae. Gene Ontology annotation, molecular function: G protein-coupled receptor activity.
AUGGAAAACACAGGGAAUUUUACGCUUGUGGACAGACGUUCAAAUUUCCCGAAUGCAUCCUUCAUCAUCUCGUCUGAUGCAAUCCCUGAGAAGUCUGGAAGUCUUGCUGUUGUCGUCUGGUACAAGACAUUAAAUUCCUUUCUUGGAGAGAAAUUUCACACCAGCGAUGAUUAUGUGAAAGUAAACAAUAAGAUAAUUACUGCAAGUGUUCGACCUCAGUCAAAGAUACUGCAAUUUACACAGCCUGUGCAGAUCAUUUGGGACGGAAAUGGAAAGAAUAACGAUGAAAAAUGCGCAUACUGGAUACCAGAGUCGGGUGAAAAUAGGUGGAAGACAGAUGGUUGUAUCAAAGUCGAAGACCAGUCAGGCAGAAAUCGCUUGAUAUGUGAGUGCAACCACCUCACAGCAUUUGCUACAAUCGGCAUUUCAAGAAAUUUGCUAAGCAAAGCUGAGAGAAAGGCUUUGGAGGUAAUAUCUACCAUAGGCUGUUCAAUAUCGUUGGUUGGAGUGUUGCUAACCAUAGCAACAUACGCUUUACUCUGGAAGAGUCUGCAUAAGAAUGUCAACACAAAUAUUCCAUCCCAGGUCCUCUUAAACCUCUGCGUUGCGAUUGGAAUGACGGAUAUAUUUGCUAUCAUUGCUGGACCAGCGCAGAAAAAUGAGACAUUUUGCAUAGUUAUCUCCAUACUACUUUAUUUCUUCAUACUCACUAUUUUUGGCUGGAUGUUUUGCGAAGGAAUCGUCAUUUAUUUGCAACUCGUAAACGUGUAUUCAGGCUUGGCUUUGGGAGGUAAACACCUGAAAGCCUUCUACGUGAUUGGUUGGGGAGUUCCGGUUGUCCUUGUCCCUAUAUUAGUCGGUGCAAAUGAUCGAAAAGAUUUUAUAACCGAUCGUGCCUGCUGGUGCCGUGGUGAUGGUGCGUUGUUUUGGACAUUUGUCUGUACAAUAAUCCUGGUCUUACUGAUCAACUUUGUUAUUUUCAUUCUGGCGUUAAGAAGUGCUUUAUCCUCCAGCCAAAUAAGAACCGCUCAUUCAGAAGCUGACACAAAGCUGAGAAAAGCAAAAAUUGGCGUCAAAGGUUCAGCCAUCCUUCUUCCAAUACUUGGACUAACCUGGGUGUUUGCUUUGUUGGUGUUCAAUCGUGAUGCAAUUUUCUUUAAAUAUCUUUUCGCGAUAUUUAACUCUCUCCAAGGCCUAAUGAUAUUCGUUUUUCACGUGCUGAUAAAUAAAAAGGUUCAUGACGCAAUCAGCAGUGUAAAGAAAUCACGUGAUGCCAGAAAUGCCAAAGUCGCUUUAACUGUUGCAACAACUGUAACCAGCUCUACCAAAUCAAAAAUUCCAACAGUUUCUGUUUUCGUGGAACAGGACAACAAAUCACUGAAUGGCGAAAAGUUCAUUCUCACUCCUUUAAGAUCUUAG